Messenger RNA from Verticillium nonalfalfae, 1887 nucleotides. RefSeq lists its product as uncharacterized. Bases 1 to 1887 code for a protein of 628 amino acids. NCBI's taxonomy places the organism in Eukaryota, Fungi, Ascomycota, Sordariomycetes, Glomerellales, Plectosphaerellaceae. The transcript is spliced from 3 exons. The record is from RefSeq and is a predicted model, not a curated record.
AUGGCGCAUGUUCUCGGCCAAGCUGGUACGCAAGCCAAGAGUUCAAACGUGGCCAUGGAUCCGACGAAUCCCACCAACGCCAGCCAGAAUGUCGAUAAUUGGCACAGGACCAGGAAACUGGUCCUGUGCUUCGACGGGACGGGCAACAAGUUCCACGGCGAUGAAAGCGAUAGCAACAUUUUGAAAAUUUUCCGGAUGCUCGACAGUUCAUCGGAUGACCAGUACCAAUACUACCAACCUGGCAUUGGAACCUAUGUGGUCUCGGAGAACAUCUCCCACACAGGCCUUCGGUCGAGGGCUAGCUCUUGGUACCAGAUGGCCAAGGACUCGGCCAUUGGGUCGUCCUUCGACCAGCACGUGGUUGGUGGCUACCGAUUCCUCAUGCGCUACUACUCGCCCGGGGACGAGAUUUACAUGUUCGGUUUCUCGCGUGGGGCGUAUGUAGCAAGGUUCCUGGCAGAAAUGCUCGACUACGUCGGUCUCCUUGCGCACGGCAACGAGGAGAUGGUCAUCUUUGCGUGGAACGCCUUUUCGCAGUGGCAAUGUCGACGGGCCAACUCGACGCCGGAAGGCAAAGAGGACAAGGAAAAGAUGUACAAGUUUCUGAAGGGGUUCCGAGAAACAUUUUCGCGGCCGAUUCGGCGGAUCCGGUUCCUUGGGCUUUUUGAUUGUGUCAACAGCGUGCCGCGUUUCGAGACGGCGUGGAUGCAGCGCGACAAGUUUCCGUACACGGCUCGGAGCUCAGCCAAGGUAAUCCGACAUGCUGUCAGCAUCGACGAGCGACGCGCCAAGUUCAGACAGGACCUCAUCUACCAAGAAAAGAAGAAAUGCAAAAAGCCGAAAAAGGACGCCUUGGGCCACUCGCUGAUGGAGAAGAACCCACUCAACGAUAAGCUGCACGAGUUUCAGGAGAAAUACCGGCCGGGAAAGCGCGUUGCGCUCGAUCCCAACGAUAUCCCAGGCAGUGCCGGUCGAGGCCGAGAUGCGCCAAACGAGCUCCUGCCCGAUGACGCGGAUCACCCGGUGCGGUACCGGAACCGCUCUAGGUCGAGGUCGCGCGCUACAAGCCGUGGCAUGAGCGACAAUACAUCAUUGGCCUCCCGGGCGCCCGUGCCCGACGCUGGCUACGAUUCGGACGACGAUGAGCAAGACAUUGAUGAAGUCUGGUUUGCGGGCGGGCACGCUGACAUUGGCGGUGGCUGGGAUGUAAUACCAGGUCAGAAGAGCUCCAGCCACGUGCCCCUCGUGUGGAUGGUCAGGGAGGCGAUGCGGGCUGGUUUGAGCCUGGAUGUACGGCAGCUUGAAGAGAUCGGAUGCAUCGAGUGUGCCGAUGAUCACGAGGGAGAGUGCGAGGCGGCGCACCUGGACAUUCCCGAGAUCCACAUUGAUGCGCCGUCUCCGGGUGUUUCUUCGCCGAAUGUUCUCGAGCAAGAUGUACAGGACGAGCCAGCUCCGCCGAGCGAUGCGAGGUCCAAGUUCGAGGAGAUGCUUCGAGAUGCCCACUUGUCCGACCUUCACGACUCGCUGCGGUUCGGGCGGGGCGUACCGCGCCUUUCAGUCUGUGGUUGGCGGUUCAUGGAAUGGAUGCCCUUCCGGCGACUUGACCUGCGGCCCGACGGGUCAUGGAAGCCGAUCCGAUGGCCGCUGCCCCGCGGAGAGGUGCGCGACAUCCCAGAGAAUGUACGUGUGCACGGAAGCGUGAUUCGGAGGCUCGAGAUGGAUCCCACGUAUCGACCAGGCAACCUCAUUAUUGGUGGGGGUGGUCGUGGCGUCAGGACAGCGUCUGAGAAGCAUGGGAUUGGCGAAUGGAUAUGUAUCAAGGGCAAAGGGGAUCCGGUGGAGGAGAUAUGGGUGAGAAAGAAGAAGAGCGAUACGGGGGGGUCAUGA